This is a messenger RNA of Brugia pahangi, 309 nucleotides long. Lineage: Eukaryota; Metazoa; Nematoda; Chromadorea; Rhabditida; Onchocercidae. The record is from the annotation of a GenBank genome assembly.
AUGGGAAUCGGUGGAAUAUUUGCGAAUACAAUUCGUAAAGCAUUGAAUAGUGUGGUACCGAAGAAACUUUGGCCAAAAAUAAAGAAACGUUUACGUUUUGCAUUCAAUCAACGAGGUAUUAAGCUACCGGUGAUGUGUGGUGUUGAACUGGAAAGACCAUCAUUAAGUUACAUCGAUCAUGCUAUCGUAAUUGAUACCGAUUUCAGCUAUGAUUUACCACGAUUUAUUCGCAAAUUUAAAGUGCAUAUUAAUGCUGAAAUUGCAAGAGCAAGAAAGAAAGAGCAAUUGGAAAGUGAGGAAGACUACUAA